AUGAGGACUGAAUUUGAUUUUAAAUCGGUUUUACUGCUUCAGCUGUUUUACUUACUGCAAAAUGUUCGCUCAAAACAUCACUGUUCUACCUGUCGGCAUUCUGAUGAGGAUAGUCAAUCUCAAGAAAAUAACUCUGAUUUAGACGAGAUCCCAGUAGUGAGUAUUGAGUCACCAAUACCGAUCAGCUUCUCUCAAGUGAACCCAAUAUCAAUGACAUUACCACAAAUACUGAUCCCACAGAUGCCCAUACCAUCAAUGACGAUGACGGCAGGCUCAUUUCCAACAUCUUUGUUCCCAGGCCAGAGGCUGGUAUUCUUUCGAAUCCCAUCUUCUUAUGUAAAUGUAAUAAAAGCUAUACUCCCGCCCAACCAUCAGUCAGCUACAACUAAAAGUCCGGCCACAACUACUACCAGUACUGAACCACAAUUACUAAGUAAAACUGAUCCUCCCAUAAUUACUAUGAGUACCGAGGCCACAACUACAACAACCACAACCACACCUACAACCUUGAAACCAAAAAAAGAUGAAGAAGUCUUGACGCAUGUACCUGCUCUUAGAUUUAAAAAUGAAAGCAUCGAAUUAGAAAAUGUAGGAGAUUUAAACACUUCAAGGACUAAAACAGAAAAAGAAGAAGGUAUAUUGGACUCAGUCCUCCAAAAUAUCAUGAAUGAAUUUUCUGAACGUCUUUUAAAUACGAGUUUAACGGAAGAGAAUAAUAAAGAUUUUAAUGGACGUCGACGUAUGAUGACAACUUCAAUAAGAAAAACCAAACCGAUAUCAAUCAUAUCUCAGCUUAGAAUUCUUCCAAUACCUGAUAAUAUGGCAAAAGCACUUUUGUCACAUUUACGAACAGUGAAGCAUAUCCCUACAGCCAGAAAAAAAAGAGCUGCUAAAUUGAAUUUGAAAUAG
Messenger RNA from Arctia plantaginis, 909 nucleotides. The record is from the annotation of a GenBank genome assembly. Lineage: Eukaryota; Metazoa; Arthropoda; Insecta; Lepidoptera; Erebidae.